AUGGGUGGCAUCGUCUGGAAUGAAUGGGCGCGCUUGAUGUGCCUCUCAUCCUCUUUUAUUAUCUUUGUCGGAGGCAUUCUCGGCACUUUUCAACCCUUGCCAGCGUUCGAUGCCAUGAGAAAGCUGCCCGGACUCUAUGCAGAACCAGUACCGGUACUGCCGGUCAUCCUCAUUCCUCUAGGGAUGGCCCUUGCUGCGAUCGAAUACCCACUUGUGAUGCCAGAAUAUUUAAGCAGCUCGAGUGCGUUUAUGCCAAAGGUUGCAUUCUAUAUUCCCCUGGCUGUCCUGGCCCUGCUGGAAGCACAGACCGUGAAUGGAGGUGUCUAUCUUGCCAUUGGAACUGUGGCCUACUUGAUGGCCAUCCGCGCCGACUUUAUGAAGCAGCAGGCUACCUCCUCAUCACGGAUGCCAUAA
Gamsiella multidivaricata is the source of this 414-nucleotide messenger RNA. RefSeq lists its product as uncharacterized. The transcript is spliced from 4 exons. The record is from RefSeq and is a predicted model, not a curated record. Bases 1 to 414 code for a protein of 137 amino acids. NCBI's taxonomy places the organism in Eukaryota, Fungi, Mortierellomycota, Mortierellomycetes, Mortierellales, Mortierellaceae.